Monodelphis domestica (gray short-tailed opossum) is the source of this 5986-nucleotide messenger RNA. RefSeq names its product myotubularin related protein 10 (gene MTMR10). Gene Ontology annotation, cellular component: cytoplasm; membrane. Gene Ontology annotation, biological process: phosphatidylinositol dephosphorylation. Lineage: Eukaryota; Metazoa; Chordata; Mammalia; Didelphimorphia; Didelphidae. The record is from RefSeq and is a predicted model, not a curated record.
GAGGGAGCUGUCCAAGAGAAGGAAGGGCGGGGAGCGAGAGAGGGAGGCCCGCAGGACGUAGGCAUCUAGAGGACCCGCUACCCACUCCUAAGCUACCUCCAGGGCAUCUGGAGCCGUUUGGCCCCAGUGUGCUACCGUAGAAGCCCGUUCCCCGGGUCUCCUUGCUCAACAUGGCCGCCGUUCCCCGCGCCCCAGGGGGAUUCCCCGACCACAUCGCGGCGGGCCUCGCGCACUGGAGCAAAUAGUGGCACCGAGUCGCGUGCCUGGUUCCUCCUCUUGGAGAAGGGCUGCGCGCGCACGCGGGCGUGCCUACCCACACACCUCCACCUCUGCCCGUUUCCCCCGCCAAAACACUCCUCCCGCGGGGUGGGGCGGGGGGCGGAGGCGGGGGCUGGGAGGUCCCUUCCGGGGGUUGGAAACUCGAGGGGCCGCGUCAGGCCUGGCUCGGCCCCGGAGGCUCCUCCUCCUCCCUGCUCCGGGCACUCCUGUCUCCGCCCGCCCAGCGCGGGGGAGGGGAGGGAGGGCGGCCACAGACCCAGACGGCCUGGGCGACUCCUUCGGGAAACUCUGUGGCCGUGGCUGGGGAGGGAAAGCAACCCUGCCUCCGCCACUGUCCCCCCGCCCCAACCGGGGUGGGUCACCCCACCACCCUCUCUGAGGAAGGGUGGGAAGGAAAGAAGCACCCGCGAGGGGCACCAUGUUCUCUCUCAAGCCGCCCCGACCCACCUUCAAGUCCUACCUCCUGCCGCCCGCUCCUCCACCUCAGGAUGAAGAUAGGAGUAUUCCUGAACCCAAGAUUAAAAAGCUGGACCCGGUGCUUUUGCCAGGCGAAAUAGUCGUAAAUGAAGUUAAUUUUGUGAGGAAAUGCAUUGCAACAGACACAAGUCAAUAUGAUCUGUGGGGAAAGCUGAUAUGCAGUAAUUUCAAAAUUUCUUUUAUUACAGAUGAUCCAAUGCCAUUUCAGAAAUUUCAUUAUACAAACCUUCUCCUUGGUGAACAUGAUGUACCUUUAACAUGUAUUGAGCAAAUUGUAACAGUAAAUGACAACAAAAGGAAACAGAAGAUACUAGGCCCCAACCAGAAACUCAAAUUUAAUCCUACAGAGCUAAUUAUCUAUUGUAAAGAUUUCAGAAUUGUCAGAUUUCGCUUUGAUGAAGCAGGUCCUGAAAGUGCCAAAAAGGUGUGCCUUGCGAUAGCUCAUUAUUCUCAGCCAACUGAUCUCCAGCUACUCUUUGCAUUUGAAUACGUUGGGGAAAAGUACCACAAUACAGCUAAAAAUAUUAAUGGAAUAGACUCUGGAAGUGGAGGAAUACCUGGUGGUAAUAGUCAAAAAACUCCUUUAUUUGAAACUUUCUCUGAUUGGGAUAGAGAAAUCAAAAGGACAGGUGCCUCAGAAUGGAGAGUUUGUUCAAUUAAUGAGGGCUACAUGAUUUCUACUUGCCUUCCAGAAUAUUUUGUAGUUCCAUCUUCUUUGGCAGAUCAAGAUCUAAAGCUCUAUUCUCAUUCUUUUUUUGGGAGGCGGAUGCCAUUAUGGUGCUGGAAUCACUCUAAUGGCAGUGCUCUUAUAAGAAUGGCCCUCAUAAAAGAUGUAUUGCAACAGAAAAAAAUAGAUCAAAGGAUUUGUACUGCAAUAACCAAAAGUCAUCCACAGAGGAGUGAUGUGUACAAAUCUGAUUUGGAUAAGAAUUUGCCUAGUAUUCAAGAAAUACAAGCUGCAUUUGUAAAACUUAAGCAACUCUGUGUUGAUGAGCCUUAUGAGGAAACAGAAGUGAAAUGGUUGUCUUCACUGGAAAAUACUCGCUGGUUAGAGUAUGUUAGAGCAUUCCUAAAGUAUUCUGCUGAGCUUGUAUAUGUGCUGGAAAGUAAACAUCUUUCAGUUAUCCUUAGAGAGGAAGAAGGAAGGGAUCUGAGUUGUUUCGUAGCUUCUCUCAUUCAAGUGAUGCUGGAUCCUCAUUUUCGAACAAUUACUGGAUUUCAAAGUUUGAUACAGAAAGAAUGGGUCAUGGCAGGAUAUCGAUUUCUAGACAGAUGUAACCACUUAAAUAGAUCUGCAAAAGAGUCUCCCUUAUUCUUGUUAUUUCUGGACUCCAUCUGGCAGCUGUUAGAGCAAUAUCCAGCAGCCUUUGAAUUUUCAGAAACUUAUUUAAUGUUGCUGUAUGACAGUACACGGAUCUCAUUGUUUGGCACUUUUCUUUUCAACUCUCCUCAUCAGCGAGUAAAACAAAGCACAGAAUUUGCUAUUAGCAAAAAUAUACAACUCGGUGAUGAAAAGGGCUUAAAAUUUCCGUCGGUUUGGGACUGGUCUCUUCAAUUUGCAGCAAAGGAUCGCACCCUUUUUAAUAAUCCCUUAUACAUUGGAAAGAGUGCACCAUGUGUACAAAAUGGGUCAGUGAAAUCAUUUAAGCGGACAAAGAAAAAUUAUAGCUCUACAUUAAGAGGAAUGCCACCUUCCUUUAAGAAUGGACUCAUCAAUGAUCAAGAUUUGCUUCCAAGGAGAAAUUCACUAAUAUUGAAAUUAAAGACUGAUAUAGAGCAAACUGACAGCCAGAGCACUGAUAUGGAGCAAUAUUUUAGAGACUGGUUUUCAAAACCUGUUGACCUGCAUGGUGUAAUUCUACCCCGCAUUUCGGGAAUACACAUAAAACUGUGGAAACUCUGCUACUUCCGUUGGGUUCCAGAGGCUCAGAUUAAUAAUGGUGGCUUCAUUACAGCAUUUCAUAGAAUAUCUCUUCUGACAGAUGAAAUAGAUAUGCUCAGCAGGAGUCUUCGACAGUACAAGAGCAAUUCCUCGCAAUCCAGCUAUUCAGAACUGGAUCAGAGUAGGAUGUACUUUAAAGCAAAUGGUAUAAAUGAUACAUCUGGGACGCCAGAGUUUCUUUCCUCUUCAUUUCCGUUUUCACCUAUAGGGAACCUUUGCAGAAGAAGCAUUUUAGGAACACCAUUAAGCAAAUUUUUAAAUGGUGCCAAAAUAUGGCUGUCUACUGAGACACUAGCAAAUGAGGACUAAAAUGUACUUUAUGAACAUUUGGAAGAAAAUGGGAAAUCUUUUUCCUCCAAGUUAACAUUGCUAACUGUGGCAUCUGAAGGUGUAAUAAUUUUAUAUAUGAGAAUAAUAGUUGAAAUUUGCACAAAUAUUUAAAAGCAAACCGAAUCAUGCUUCAAUCGCACAAUUUUUAAAGCAUAAACUUUGAUUUUGAUUUCCUUUCCCUGUUUUUUUUAGGUCUGGCUCAUUUUCAGGUGAUCUGAAAGCAGAAAUUUCAUUUACUACUUUAGGGGAUGAAUAUGAUUAUGCUAAUCAAAUUAUUAUUAUUAUUUGCUGUAUCUAUUUUCCAACUGCCAAAUGAGGUUUCUCUGAUUGCAGUUCAAGGAAGCAAAAACAAAUAUAUGAAACAAAAAAAAAUCCAGAACAACCACAUGAUAUUGCCAAAAAGGUUGACAAGAGUAGGAACAUAACUUUGAAACUAGGUUUUAGUAUUUCUAUAUUUACAUAAUUCUCUAGUUACAUUAUCUCUUAAUUGGUUCUGACUAAUGCUUAUAUUAGUGCACUGAGGCCAUAAUUUAUUUUUUUAAAUCAUCUUGUCAAAUAAGGAAUCUUUAGAACAAGGUUUUAAAAUUUUAUGCCCUUCCCUUUACUACACAGGAACUAACUUUAAAAUGAUAUGCACUGUUAAUCUUGAAAUGUUUGCUGUAGAUAAUAUAAUUAUAGCCUUAGAAGUGCCUUUAAUUGAAAUGAACUUUUUAAGAUAUGUAUAACACACAGUGAAAUGUAAUUUCAUUUUUAAAUAGGAUGUUAAAAUCCUAAAGUGUAUUGUAAAUAUCAUUUUCCUAUUCAGACUCAUAAAACAAACUGGAAAUUUUGGAAAGCCAUUAUUUGGGGCCUUUAAACAGCAUAGAACUUUUAAGUGCCAGUAUGCAGAAUGCUUUGUCAGUUAGAAUGAACCUUUAUUUAGAAAGAUCUGAAUUUGACAGAAAGGUUUAAUUUGGAUUUUGGUAAGUCGUUGUCAAAAAAUGAAGUGCUUCUUUUUGUGUUAUACUGUUUGCUCAUGUUUAUAUAGGGGAAAACUCAAGUCUAUACUGUGAAGAUUCAAAUUUUCGUUUUUCCCUCUCUUGAAGGAAUAUCUGCUAUCUAAAGAAAAGGAAGUAUUCAUUGUAUGUGUCACUGACAUUUGAUAAAUUUAACUAAUCUCUUAUUAGAAAAAUUCAAAUCACCUACUCAGAUAAUGGGUCUAAAUAGUCAACAAAGAAUAAACUGUUGGGCCUAAAGGACAGAAGUAGAAAAAGUAAGAUCUCUCAAAUGCUAUUCUUAUUUUGAGUAGGAAAGGGAGAGAAAAGAACUUGUCUUCUGCUUGCACCUAUUUUUGUUAGAAACUUAAACAGAGGAUAGGGACAAGUGAAGGAGAAUUAAGGAAAUAAGGACACAGCAGUGCACUUCAUGUUUGGGGAUAUUUUGUUCAGCCACUUAAUUAAACUAUUGUAAUAUGCACAUAUUCAUUGCAAUAGCAUUAAUACCCUUUCCCUUUUAGGAGUGAUUUAAACCUUGGCCAAAGACAUGUUCAGAUUGAAGCUUUAGAUAGGAGAGCUCCAAUAUAGGAUCUUGGUUUUGAGUCUUUUUUUUCUACACUUCUUCCCUCUUUCCCCAUUCCCCGUUUAAAGGGUUAUACUCUUAAAAAGGUAACCAGAUUGUUUACAGUUUCUUAAACUGCCAACUUAUUUGGGAUCUUUAAAUUUUUGACUUGAUAAAAUAACUAGUCAACAUAUUUCACUUUGAAAAAGUGACUACUGCCCAGGAACAAUAAGUUUUUGUGUUUUUCAAGGUUUUCUAAGAUUGUGUCAUACUUGUAUAUUUAAUGAGUAGCUGUUUCUAUUUGAUGGAUAAUUUGCCUUUUUAUAAAAUUGUUUGAAUGGUUAUUGAUUGCUUCUUGGACUAAAGAGGCAGAGAUGUUUUUGUAACUUGUCUUAAGAAUUUUGUCUUGUUUAUAAAUUCAAAGUUUUGCUAGCCUGUUGGAUAUAAAAAUAAGGGUUACUUUUAGUUUAUAAUGGAAACUUCUUGUUUGUAAACAUUUAUAAUUGCUUAUUGAUUGAAAAUCAAUUCUUUGUUCCUCAAAGUGCUAUAGAUUUCCAUCCCAUUUAUUUCAAGUUUUUUUCUCUUUUUGAAGCUGCUUCAUUGUUAAUAUAGUAUGUCGACUGUUAUGAAUUCAAACAUUUGGGCUUAACUAAUAGUCUACAGUUGUCUUCCCUUACCCAUGCAAUUCAUCUUUUUGUUAACUUUUGAAAAAAAUAUAAGUUUUCAAAUUAGGUACUAUUAAUGCUGAUUUAUAAAAAAUAGAAAAAUCUUUAUAAGCUUAUUUUUAUAAUUUUCUAGUUAAAAUCUGCAUUGGUUUUCAUUGAUCUAUUAUAAUAAUUAUUGUACCAUAUUGUACACAAAAUGAACAACUGCUGAAAAUUUACUUCCUUACAGAGUGGGUGAAACAAAACUGCAUUGAGGUACUGCUAACAAGAAGUGAUGUGAUGGCAGAGGUCAUGGUAGUGUAAACUGAGCACAACUACAGUACAUAGACUGUACCAAAGAAAUCUGUAAUACUGUAGAAUUCUAUAUUAACAUUCCUAUUAACAACCUUGUUUUUGCAAUAAUUGUGCCAAUGUGCUUUCAGUGAUAUAACGUAAAAUGUACAGUGCCUGGCCACUUAUGCUCAGAUGGAAAUUUAUAUUAAAACCAAAAACGUUUGUAAUCUUUUAUUUAAGUAAAGGAUGACUUAUACUAAUAAACAAACUUUUCCACACAUCUUUUAGUUACAAUAACUACUCAUGGCAGUAAACUCAGUUUUGUAAAAGUUGACAUUAAGUAAAAUAUGAAACCUUUGUGCCUAACAAUGACUGUUACUUGAGUUCAGUAGGAUUUGGCAGGAAUAUUAGAAAUCUUGUCAUUAAUAGGUGAUGAAUGUGAAGGAGAUCUUGAUUGCUGAAUAAAGUUUUUAUCUUAUCUGCA